UUAUUAACGCACUUUAUUAACAGGGAAAUGUCGUUGGCACAAUUGCUCAUUUCAAGGAUUUCUUUGUUUCUUACCAGACAUAUAUCACCAGAAUGGCCUCUGCAAGGCAACAUCUAACAGACAGUCUGCAAUGUCCAAUCUGCAAGGAACUUCUCACCAAGCCGAAGCUUCUACCUUGCUCACACACAUUCUGUGAAGGUUGUCUCACCCAACUCCACUCAACUCAAGCUCUGGGUAAUCAGAUAAAGUGCGCUGUGUGUCGCUCUGUUGCACCUCUAUCCAACAAUAAUGUAUCCAACUUUCCAACCAAUCGAAUUGCCCAGUCCCUUGCAGAAGAUUUCAAAGAGAGAUCGGACAGGAAGAGAGCGACCGAUUCAACGGAUGGCGCUUCUUCUGGCCAACGUUGCACUUUGUGUGAUGCUGAUGAUCAAGGACUUGCUACCUUCUACUGUCAGCAUUGUUCAGAAUUCCUUUGCGACUUUUGUCUUGAGCAGCACAAAAGGUUUACGCAAAUUGGCCAUCACGAGCUCGUUAGUGCUAGAUACAUCGCGUCAGGGGAAAUCAGAAUACAACUUGCGUGUAUAGAACAUCCCAGAGAACUGCAGCAGUUUGUGUGUAUCACAUGUCUGGUUCGCAUCUGUUGUAGGUGUUUGGAAGUGGGUCAUCAGUCUUACAGGCAUGAGGUCAUCGGAAUAAAAGAGUAUGAAAAGAGCCACAAAGCAGCAGUUGAUUCUUUGCAGGAAAAAAUAGAACAGAAAACUGCUUUGAUACAGAGACAAUCGUCCUUUGUGGAGGAGCGGAUUGGCAAGGUUGAAAAUAUUAUCGGUCAACGAAGGCACGAAAUCGAGAAUGUCUUUGAGGGUGCUGUCGAACGAAUACGACGAAGGAAAGAUCAACUGCUGGGAGAGUGCAACACCUAUCAGAAAUCGCUCUGCGAAGAUCUGAAAGGAAUCAUCCAGUGCUACGAUGACUACCUUGAAAACCUAACAGCCAAGAUUACUGUAGUCACCGAAGAUCUACUUCUCAACGCCUCGACCAGUCGUUGCCUGAGCGUGUCGCACGAGUUGCUGAGCUUGAGACUCUCGUGA
Messenger RNA from Strongylocentrotus purpuratus (purple sea urchin), 1088 nucleotides. Its product is annotated as E3 ubiquitin-protein ligase TRIM56-like. The transcript has a single exon. The record is from RefSeq and is a predicted model, not a curated record. The coding region runs from base 93 to 1088 and encodes 331 amino acids. Gene Ontology annotation, biological process: positive regulation of DNA-templated transcription. Gene Ontology annotation, molecular function: ubiquitin-protein transferase activity; zinc ion binding. NCBI's taxonomy places the organism in Eukaryota, Metazoa, Echinodermata, Echinoidea, Camarodonta, Strongylocentrotidae. Gene Ontology annotation, cellular component: chromatin; nucleoplasm.